Molecule: messenger RNA, 2342 nt
Organism: Solanum dulcamara
Lineage: Eukaryota; Viridiplantae; Streptophyta; Magnoliopsida; Solanales; Solanaceae
Exons: 6
Coding region: 134-2077 (647 amino acids)
Source: RefSeq, a predicted model, not a curated record
ACACCUCUGAACUCUGAAAAUGAGUCCACAUAUGAAUUCAACCCAUUCCCCUUUAAGUCUUUGUAAUGGGUUUUCCCAACUGACGUCAGCUUCAAUUUCUAAGGAGCUGAACUUUUGAGCUACUGUUACAAGAAUGACAAGUUCUGGGAAGGAUGAUCAAGAUCAGAGCAAAAUCAAUGGCAUUGAAGAUUCUAAAACAACAAUUGAAUUUCUCCGUGGGAGAUUAUUGGCUGAAAGGUCUGCAUCACGAACAGCAAAGCAGAGAGCUGAUGAACUGGCACAAAGGGUCUCGGAGCUCGAAGAGCAGUUAAAGGUUGUGUCUCUGCAAAGAAAGAAAGCUGAGAAGGCAACAGCAGCUGUUCUGUCCAUAUUAGAGAACCAUGCAAUAGAUGAUGUUUCGGAGGAAUUCAGUUCAGGCUCUGACCAGGAAACAAUCUUAUCUGAAAAUAAAACAGAGGGAGGGGAAAUUUUCUCUAGUGCGAAAGAGAAAGAAGAUGAUGCGGACACAUUCUCAAGUUCGGAGAUUGCAUCUUCUUCAUCAACCAUCAGAAGUUUGUCGUGGAAAAGUGGUAAAGGUUCUUUGCAUUCUUUUGACAGGAGAAAUUACACUGAUUCUAAUAGGAGGAGAUGUAACUUUUCAUUAACUGACAUUUCUUCUCCAAAACGGGCUGGGAAAUCAUGCCGACGUGUAAGGCGCAGGGAUGCCAGAUCAGCUUGUGAUAAGUUACAAAAUAGUUCUGCCGAAUGUGCCUUUGAAGCUCUUUUAAGUUCUGCUAACAAUGAGCAACAAUCUUUGAUGGCCGGUGCUGGCAACAGUGAUGCGAAUGAUCAAGUGUGCGUUUCUGCAUCAGAUGUGUCAGGAAAUGGAAGGCAAGCAGGUAAGAGUGAUGAAGACAGCCAAAGAGCUUUACAUCAGCAAGCGCAACUGAUAGGGCAAUAUGAAUCUGAGGAAAAAGCCCAGAGAGAAUGGGAAGAGAAGUACAGAGAGACUAAUAGCUGUACACCGGAUUCAUGUGACCCUGAAAACUACUUGGACGUGACUGAAGAAAGAGAUGACCUGAAGGCAUCUCAGGAACCAUGCUUAGCUAGAAGAACAAGUAUGCAAAAUCAUGCAAACAAGAGUGGAGCAGCAGAUGUUAUCUGUACUGAGCAGAAUGGAAAUAUAAACAAUUCUCCGUCUACCCCACAUGUCAAUAUGAACUGCUUGGAAGAUAAAAAAAGCAGCAGGACUGUUGAAUCAGAUUCCCCAGCAUUAGAGGUUGCACGUCCAAUGUCUAAUGGGAAUUAUUUAGAAAAUCACGGUCAGACAUCUGCUAAUAGCCACCAGCAGUCUUUUCCUGUGACUCGUCCCCCCCUACACCCCCGAGUACAUAAUACCUCGUGUUCUGGAGGUAGCAGUUUGCAAGCAGGACAGGCUCUUCAAACAGGUCAUGAACUUGCCUUGGUGUCUCAUAACACUUCGAAUCGUGUAGGUUCUGUCCUCGGGGAACUUGAACAAGCUAAACUUUCACUGAGUAAACAAAUCAACAGCUCACCCCCAACCGCCAGUUACCCGGUAUUGCCUUCGCAAUUCAGUUCAGUAAACUAUUCUCCUUCCACCUAUGAAAUCUCUGCAAGUCCUUACAUGGAGUCUCGAUCAAAUUAUGUUACACAAGUCAAUAGGUUUACUUAUCCUUCCCCAAGAGCUUUCCCAGAGGUCUCUUCGUCAGCUCCUUCAUACAGGCCUAAAUCUGAAACCAACUUAGAUGCAGGCCUACCAUCUUCAAUGAGGUUUAAUCCUAACUCGAGUUCACGUCUUCCCUUCUCUAGUAAAUUUACGUACCCUACCUAUCCCAUGUGCCCAGACGUGGUGCCAAAACUACCCUCAGGUGAAGUAUUCUCGAGAAAUUUUCCUACGAAUGAGACAGGUUUACCACCUCCAUUUUCCUUCUCAACGUUGAGCCCUGAGGUGGUGCCAAGACUACCCUCAACUGAAGUAUUCUCGAGAAACUUUCCUACGAGUGAGGCAGGUACACCUCCUUCAUUUUCCGCCUCCCGUUAUGAUCCUCAUAUUAGACCAAAUAUGUAUAGUAAUUGAUAUUAUUCACAGUACAGUUCUUGGUCAAGAAAAUCCCCAUAUACCUAAAAUGUUUUGAGAAGAGUUUACAUAGGUUAUAUUGUUCUAUAGUUUGUGUAUCAUUUUCUUCUUGCUUUAUCUUAAUCCCAUCCUAGUUAGGGGUUACAGAGAAACCUCAGCAAUAUACCUUUGGUUUUUAAAGCUGUUGUUGCAUACUAGGUGUGUUGUAAAAUGUCAGAAACAAAUGAAAUUUAUUGGCAGGUGCUAUAAAUAUAUAGUUUUCAUU